AUGCAGACCCUCGAAACGAUUUCCUCGACUGAGCCGCCGCAGUUCAGACUUCUUCACAGCCUACUCCCAGCCAGCAUUGUCGUCAACACCUUCGCGAAUUUCUUCACAUUACUAAUCUCUGUCGGCGCAUAUGGGCCCGCACGACGCUUCUGGCACUCGUUCGAGAUAUUUGUCUCACUAGCAUGGCUUUCCUUCCUGGUCGCUUUGACACUAAGCUGUGUGGCUCAGGCAAUACUGUCAUAUCAGAGACAUCAUAUUGUCGAUGCGUUCGAUAGAGGUCCUGACGGGUACCGCAAAUGGCGAGAUGGUGGUACAGGAAGCAAGAGUAUUGCUGAAAAAGUAGCAGUUGCUUUCGUGGUCAAAGUGCCGAUUGCCCUCCUUGUCAUGUUGGCCACGCUGAUUGGUCUGAUGUUCUGCUCUCUUUGCGUUGUCGCUCAUUGUUUAGCCGUCGGCUGGAUCGGAUUUAUGUGGACUCUUUCGAUGGUCGUUCUCGCUGUUGCAGCAGACGUCCUAUCAGGGCACGCCUGA
This is a messenger RNA of Lithohypha guttulata, 528 nucleotides long. RefSeq lists its product as uncharacterized. NCBI's taxonomy places the organism in Eukaryota, Fungi, Ascomycota, Eurotiomycetes, Chaetothyriales, Trichomeriaceae. Bases 1 to 528 code for a protein of 175 amino acids. The record is from RefSeq and is a predicted model, not a curated record. The transcript has 2 exons.